UUAGUGUAGUAAAUGUGCUGCGAACGUCCUGCGAAUAACUCCGUCAGUGGAGUUUCCUCGCCAAUGUCCGCGGAGCAAUGGAUGUGGCCGCCUACAGAUUGGACACCGUACCGAAUACCGCCCCCCAGCAUGGAAGCGCCGGCCGCUGGUUACGCCGAUUGUUUCGGCAACGGCGGGCCGCAUCUCGUUGGCAUGGGCAUUGGCAACGGAAGCGGUGGACCCGGCUCGUCGUCACAUCCGGCAACCGAUGGGCAGGCAACGAUCGGUGGCAGCAAUGGCCCAACCAGCGUCCAGUGGGUGAGCAGCAGUGGGGCUGCUUCCGGUGGCUCGAAUGCCGCAAAGGAGGACCUGGGCGAUAUGGCUUUCUACAUGCCCAACUACUCGCGCGAAAUGCUCAAAAUGAUGUUCAUGAUGCGCUCGCACCACAUGCUAACGGACGUGACGCUCGAAGUCGAGCAGGAAACGUUUCACGCACACAAAGUCGUCCUUUCCGCCGCCAGCCCCUACUUUAAGGCCAUGUUCACCGGUGGUCUGAAGGAAUGCGAAAUGGCGCGCGUAAAGUUGCAAGGCGUUUGCCCAACGGCAAUGACGCGGAUCCUCUUCUUCAUGUACACCGGCCAGAUACGGGUGACCGAGUUGACCGUGUGCCAGUUGCUGCCGGCGGCUACCAUGUUCCAGGUACCAAAUGUGAUAGACGCGUGCUGUGACUUUCUCGAGCGCCAGCUAGAUCCGACCAACGCAAUCGGUAUUGCAAACUUUGCCGAGCAGCAUGGCUGUGAGUCAUUGCGGCAAAAAGCGAACCAGUUCAUCGAACGUAACUUUACCCAAAUCUGCCGCGAGGAAGAAUUCCUACAACUGUCUGUGAUGCAACUGAUAUGUCUGAUCCGGAAGGAUGAGCUGAACGUGCAGGGCGAACGGGACGUGUACGAUGCUGUGCUGAAGUGGGUAAAGUACGACGAGGACAAUCGGUACCCCAAGAUGGAAAGCAUACUGUCAGCCGUAAGAUGCCAGUUGCUAACGCCCAGCUUCCUUAAGGAGCAGAUGAAAAACUGUUCGGUAUUGCGCCGUGCUCCCGGUUGCCGUGAAUAUCUGGCCAAAAUAUUUCACGAUCUAACGCUGCACAAACGGCCAGCGGUACGCGAACGAAAGCCCAACACAACGCGCAUGAUCUUUGUGGCCGGAGGAUAUUACAAACAUUCACUCGACAUGCUCGAGGGCUACAACGUGGACGAUAAAGUGUGGCUUACGCUACCAAAGCUGACCGUGCCACGGUCAGGGCUCGGGGCCGCUUUCCUCAAGGGCACGUUUUACGCGGUCGGCGGUAGGAACAAUUCCCCAGGCUCGUCGUACGAUUCGGAUUGGGUCGAUCGGUACAAUCCGGUCACGGAAAGGUGGCGACCGUGUUCACCGAUGUCCGUGCCAAGGAAUCGUGUCGGUGUUGCCGUUAUGGAUGAGCUGCUGUACGCCGUCGGUGGUUCGUCCGGAUCAGACUAUCACAAUACGGUGGAAUAUUAUGAUCCAGAAACGGACCGCUGGACACUAGUGCAACCAAUGCAAUCGAAACGGCUCGGCGUGGGGGUAGCAGUGGUUAACCGAUUGCUGUACGCCAUCGGUGGUUUCGAUGGAAAAACGCGCUUAGCCUCGGUUGAAUGUUACCAUCCAGAGAACAACGCCUGGACGUUGGUUCCAUCGAUGCGGUACGGACGUAGUGGAGCCGGUGUAGCAGCACUCCACCAGUACAUCUACGUAGUUGGUGGAUUUGACGGCACCAGACAGUUGGCAUCGGUCGAGCGUUACGAUACCGAGCAGCAGUGCUGGGACAUGGUCGCAUCGGUCCGUAUCGCUCGCAGUGCUCUCUCGCUUACCGUGCUCGACGGACGGUUGUAUGCGAUCGGUGGGUACGAUGGACAAGACUUUUUGACCAUCGUCGAAGUGUACGACCCGGUUCGGGAUGUAUGGGACGAGGGAACUCCGCUCACGUCCGGUCGCAGCGGCCAUGCGUCGGCCGUCAUCUACACACCGUCCUGCAUCUCCAGCUACAUGGAAGGCCUUAAUCUGGGCGGUGGCGAAGACAAGCGUCACGAUUCGGCGGGAACGGGUGGAGGUUCGGGUCAGCAGCCACCACCACCAUCAUCGUCAGCACCACCACCACCAUCUGCACACCCCCCGUCCGGGUCGGCACCUGGUUCCGCUUCGCGUCCUAUGGAAGACGGUGGUGGUGCAUCCGACAGCCGUAUGGCUACGGGUGAACAGGAGGAAGCAGAAGACAGAGAAACUGACGGCAGGGAACCGUUUGCCAUGGAAACCGACUCUAGUCAAGAGGAAUGUGAUAAGGAUGUUACCGUGAACGACGAAGGUAGUGGCAUCACAAGCAACAGCAGCAGCAGGAACGUGCCUUUGGAAGGAACUCCACCACCAGGCGUGUUGUCAUCGCACGCUUUGAUAGAACAUCCGGUGCGUGCCGAAGUUAUCCCAUCCUCGAUGCGUCUCACCCGUCGUAUCCUUUCCUGUCGCCGAGGAAAGCGAUGUCCUGGGAAGGAACGAUCCCCAUCUCGGUGCGCCAAACGGUCAUCCUCUUCGGGGACCCGCUACACACUCACACUAGCACCCGUUCCUUCGACCCGGAAAGCUUUGGAAGCUUCAGGAGGCAACGGUGGUGGUGGUUGUAAAAGCAAACGAAAAGCACCCAUUCCCAUCACGGGAAGCGGCGGCGGCAGUGGUGGUAACGCGAGCGAUGAUCAUUGCCCGUUGGUACGACUAAAAAAGCGCAUUACCUGUUUUGUGUCCGCCAUUGUUUCACCAACCUCCUGUUCGACCGCAUUACCAUUGCCAGCAGUUGACUCGUUAAGCGAAGAGUCCACCGGUGCAACGGUGAACGACGACGCCAUAUUGCCAACGGUGCCCGCAAUCGUGCUAUCCACCCCGGACGAUAUGAAUGCGGUUGAGAGCAAUUCGCAUACUCAUAGCUCAUCAAACAUCGUGCAGCAGCCACAUCAGCAGCUACAACGAUCGCCGAACGCCAAGUUAUGA
Anopheles maculipalpis is the source of this 3030-nucleotide messenger RNA. RefSeq names its product kelch-like ECH-associated protein 1B (gene Keap1). Lineage: Eukaryota; Metazoa; Arthropoda; Insecta; Diptera; Culicidae. Gene Ontology annotation, molecular function: protein binding. The record is from RefSeq and is a predicted model, not a curated record. The transcript has 4 exons. The coding region runs from base 13 to 3030 and encodes 1005 amino acids.